AUGGGUCCAGGCGAAUAUUAUUCAGUCUUGCUCACCCGCAGGCGGCGACAGUUGGCCCAGCUCACUGAGGUCCUUGAAAUUGUUGCGGAAGAGAUGCCGAUGAACCCCACGGACACCCUCGAGAUUGCUGCUGGCGGAAUCAUGGCCAACGAUCCUUCUUUUGUCCUUGAGAUCGAGAAGAAUUCACAGCUCGUGGCUGCCACCGUGGUGGAGAUCGGUGGAUGGGCGGGAUGGCUCACGCGUGAGACUACACCGAAGGACCCUUCGAGAGGUAGAGACAUGGGGCUCGAUGAUGAUGACCUUGCGCUGCUAGAAAUGGGAAUCGACAAUGAUGAUAUCCAGGCUAAGGAGGCAGAGGACACACUCCGUCGGUAUGCUUCCAGCCUGUUCGGAACUCCAUGGAUCAAUGAAGAUGCAGAGAUCGAAGGAUGGGAGAUCGGCUCUCGGCUAUUGGACCGGGUUAGGAAUGGUAGACAACUCACCGAAAAGUUGCUCGCUGACCUUCCACUGCCAUCUACCCCCCGUGUCGAAAAGCUUCUCAGAUACACACGAGAUGCACGUCUCGAUGAGGCAGCAUCCACCAUCUCCUACAAAUGGGCGCAGCACCUGCAAGCGACGUCGCAGAGCUAUGGCGACAUCUUGCACUUCCUUUCGCUUGCGGCGCCGUUCAAUCACAAUGCACGGGCCAGCUUGCACGAAACCACCACACACCUCCUGGAGCAAUCGCUGCUCUCCUCGUGUCCCUACCCGGCGGAGGAAGACCUUGACCCUCGGUUGAAGCACCUGCUCUCCUCGCCGUCCGAAUGCGAGUCUGAGAUCCUCCGCUUCGAGCUCUCCGGCUAUGCCGCGCUCCGGGCGUUUUACGAUCUCCGGAAAUCGGCCCCCGAGGCAGCGGUCAAAGCGCUGACCGCCGUCAUUCGCGCUGCGGGGGAACCGAUCGACGGAGGCUCGUGGGAUAGGGACUGGGAGAGCCCGGUUGAGCCCACGGUGUUGCCGGCUGUCCUCAGGGAGCUCCUGGGCUGCGCUGAUGCGCUCGGCACUGCAGAUGCGCUCGACGUAUGCAAGGUGCUCACCGAUUGGGAGACUUGCGGCGAGAACCUUAGAAAGGUUUCCGUUGAAGUCGGUCCCGAGGGCAGCUGGAUCGACCUGGGCAGGGAGGGUGAUGUGGUGAAGAGAGUCAGGGAGAAACUCUGUAAGGUGCUUGCAAGGGGAUGGGUUAACUAG
Messenger RNA from Tricharina praecox, 1224 nucleotides. RefSeq lists its product as uncharacterized. The record is from RefSeq and is a predicted model, not a curated record. NCBI's taxonomy places the organism in Eukaryota, Fungi, Ascomycota, Pezizomycetes, Pezizales, Pyronemataceae. Gene Ontology annotation, biological process: protein import into nucleus; mRNA export from nucleus; positive regulation of DNA-templated transcription. Bases 1 to 1224 code for a protein of 407 amino acids. Gene Ontology annotation, cellular component: nuclear pore outer ring. Gene Ontology annotation, molecular function: structural constituent of nuclear pore. The transcript is spliced from 2 exons.